Messenger RNA from Fulvia fulva, 2883 nucleotides. RefSeq lists its product as uncharacterized. The transcript has a single exon. The record is from RefSeq and is a predicted model, not a curated record. Bases 1 to 2883 code for a protein of 960 amino acids. Lineage: Eukaryota; Fungi; Ascomycota; Dothideomycetes; Mycosphaerellales; Mycosphaerellaceae.
AUGCCCAGCGCGCAGAUGCAUCCUCUGCACACCGGAUGGACCGAAAAGCCCUUGCCUCAGCCGCCUUCGCCAACGCUGACCAACCCGGACCAUAUCCUCCCCAGCAGCGGCUUUCCGCUGGUCUCGUCGCCGCCCCGCCUGACGCGACGUCCUCCGAGCCCGAGCUACCUGCGCGACACAGACGGUGACCCGGCGACCGCGAAGGCGCCCGCCAUGGCCAAGGGCAAGAAGGAGAAGCUGGGCCUGAUGUCGCGAAAAAUGAUGCUUCUUCGGAGCUGCACAGCCAGCGGGGGCCAUGUCAAUGGCAAUGGCAAUGGCAAUGGCACACCGCGCUCGCAGCGCUCACUCGACUUCGACUUCAUCCCCUCGUCGCCCGUGCUGCAAGAUGUGGGCAACCUGGCGCCGGAACAGCCCGAAUAUCUCCAGCCUCCAGAGCUCGAUCGCAGGAGCUCCAGUCCAGGGAGCUCUUCCAGCGGUGUGUCAGGUCUGACCGGCUUCCUGGCCAGAUAUGCCAAACCAGAUGGCACAAGUGAUGAUGAGGUGCUGUAUGAGGGCGAAGGAAGCCCAGCCGUAGUGCGGUGUGAUAGCAGUGUCGACCACGACACGGACCGGGACACCGAGCGCAGGAGGCAACAGCUGGAGGAGUACAAUUCUGCCAUACUCAGUAAACGAGCCGAACAAAUCUUGGCUAAUGCGAAAAAGCGUCUCAAUGUUAUGGAGGGUAAUCUGCGUGGAGCUCGAGAUUUGGUUGCUCCCUUGACGGCGGCCAAUCUCAAGCGCGCAACAUCUCUGGGAUCGGCGCACUACGUACCUGUGUAUGGUCAACGAUAUGCCUCUAAUGGCCAUGAAGACGGUGGACAGGCUCUUCCGUCGCCCCGACGCCUCCAUCUACAGACAAGUUCCCCAAUGAUCGGCCGUGACUACCAAAGUCAUACUCGGGGUUUCAGUGAGACAGAGUUGCCAGAGAGACCUUAUACUUCACUUGACGGUCCCCAAUACAUAGGCCCACGUGUCGUUCGCAUGCCUCCACACGGUCAAACUGCGACGCCCUUGCGUGGCAGUCGAAGCUAUGAUUCGCUCGGUGGCAGCAGCGGGAUAGGUUUUGGUACUGGACGGGAUCGUCCCUUGCAUCAUGCCAUAGAGUCGCCCGACUCCAAUCAUUUAGAGCCCUUACCAGAGGCCGACGAGGGUAGAAGGUCUAAUCGCAACAGCAGGAAUGAUGCCGAAGCGACUGCGAACAAUGGCCUCGGUUUAUACCGCCCUUCGUCGAGAACGUCCGACCUGCGUGAGCAGAUGAGCUCUCUGAAGGGCAAGAUCUCAACACUCAAAGAACGCGCACGCGAAGACAGUCUACGCCGACAGACCCAGGCGCAUUUGCGCGAUUCUUCUCCCCUGAACAAUGCCAGCGCCGCGGCGCCCGAGUUUUUCUACUCUCCUUCCAAUAGCUACGGCAGCCCUACACUCGACGACAACGCAGGUCUUGGGUGGACCUCGAAUAGCAAUAGCCCAGCGUCGCCGCAAGGGCCGCACAUGUGGGAGGACGGCAUGCCUGUUGCUGGGAGUCGCAACGCUUUUGCGGAACACGCCACCUCACAGCAGCAGCACGGAACUCAGCAAGCGCGCGUAGUAAAGAUCGUGGCCGCCAAGACCCCAGAUAGCAAGUUCCAAGUGAAGGUGGCAAAGGCCAGUCAGUCACAGCCACAGAGUGUCCACAGGAGGACGCCCAGUGGUACGGCGAUCGUCGACUCAGCUAAGAAUCGGUACUCGCACCACCAGCAGAAGAACAGUGAGGAUUUGCCAGCAAGUCACGAGAGUGAAGAUGAAGACUACCUAGGGAUACCUUCCCCAGACUCAAUUAUUGAGCAGUACGACUCAUUUCGGAAUGAGUCCAUGGCUGAUACAGACAUCGACGAUGACGAUGCGCCUUCCGAAGACGAAGGAAGCGUAUAUGAGGAUGCGCAGUAUGAGCAGAAGCCGGUGGUCGCGCACGAAGAUCGAGAAGACGCUUUCGACUACGAGCACUUUUUCCUGCAUAGUGCGUUGGGCACGUACAGCAAUGGCAGGCGAGGCUCCGCAUCCAGUGAAGCUUCAAUGUCCUCUGUCGAGACAGCUAGAGGCCUCACGCUUGUAAGCGGAGACAGUGAAGAUCUAUUCCACCACGAAUCGGCAUUGUAUCCCCCUCCAACCCCGAAGACUCCCGAAAGGCUCAAAGAGAUAGAGCGCAACUUACACAGGCGCACUGUGUCCGACGAAAGUGUCAGCACGCUUGCUACAUAUGCUACUGCAGAUGAGGAUCCCGCCGACGAAGACCCGGUGUCGCCGAUAGACGAGCGUCACCACCAGCUGGGCAGUCUCGAUCACCGGCCAAUCUCCCCGAUGGAGAGUGAUACUAGCUCUCGAUCUCGAAGCUCUGCACGGACAUCAAUCCCGGCCAAGGGUCAUUCCUCUGCUCGGCCUUCCUCUCGACCAGGCACUGCUGUUAGACGGGCAAUUCGUAGUGACAGUGGUUCCGAACGGGCAGACUCUGGAGUGGGCAUCUUGCAUCACCCAGCUGGUAGUCUUGACGGCCAACGGCCUCUUCCGAGAUCAGCCACACCAAAGCUCAGUAAUUCGCGGCCCCCUAUCAGCGCCAUUAGCUCGCCAUCGUCACCUCACGGGGCUGCUCGCCAGGACCCUGUCUCGGUAGCUGUCAACGCUCUUCUCGAUGCCGAGGGCAACCCCUUGGGACUAAGGAACAAAGCAGUAGUCUUUGGCGUGGUUGAGAGCUUACGCAGAACGAUCCACAUGCUUCAGCAGGAGGACGAGGCUGGCCAUGAGAAUCGCAUUCUUAGGAGAAGACUGGACGAGGCUAAGGCUGCCCUUGAUGGACGGGGUUCUCGUUGA